CUGGGAGUGACGCGGCAAUGAAAUCCAGUUGAUCCUUCUCUUGCUCUGCAAGACUGCAACGAAAAGUAUUUGUGCCGCCGCCACAAAGUAGCUCGCGCUGGAGAACCAUACCGAUUUUGUUCUGUGUUGCGCGUGAAUGUGGGAAAGAUAUGAGCCGCUUUAUUUGAUCCUAUUUUGAACAUAUGUUGCUCUCGUAAGUUGGGAUAACUUUUCACGUUAAUAGAGGAGGGAAAGCGGUAGGAGAGCUGAACAUGGACUGGGGCACUGAGCUUUGGGACCAAUAUGACAUCCUUGAUAAGCACACACAAUCUGGCUUGGACUUGGUGGAUAAAUACGUGAAGUUUGUGAAGGAGCGAACAGAGAUUGAACAGAAUUAUGCCAAGCAACUACGGAAUUUAACCAAGAAAUACAGCCCUAAACGAGGCAGCAAAGAAGAGCAGGAAUGCAGGUUCUCCAAUCACCAGGCCUUUCUGGACAUCCUGAAUGAGAUGAAUGACUAUGCGGGCCAGAGGGAGCUGAUCGCUGAGAACAUGAUGAUCAAUAUCUGCAUCGAACUCACAAAGUACCUCCAGGAUCUCAAACAGGAGCGCAAGAUGCAUCUGUCAGAUGCCAAGAAAGCACAACAGUCUCUGGAGGGCACCUACAAGCAGCUCGACAAUAGUAAAAAACGAUUUGAAAGGGAGUGGAGAGAAGCAGAAAAGGCUACUCAAAAUGCAGAGAAAACAGAUCAAGACCUCAACGCUACCAAAGCCGACGUGGAGAAGGCCAAACAGCAGGCACAUAUGCGAACACACAUAGCAGAAGAGUGUAAAAACGACUAUGCUGCGCAACUUCAGAAGUACAACAAAGAGCAGAAUCAGUUCUACUUCACGGACAUGCCCCUUAUUUUCAAUAAUCUGCAGGACAUGGAUGAACGGCGAAUCAAAAAGAUGGCACAGGGCUACAUCCAGUUUGCAGACACGGAGCGUCAAGUCAUGCCCAUCAUUGGGAAGUGUCUGGAGGGCAUUUCCAGAGCUGGCACGAAUGUCAACGAGAGGAACGACUCUGUGGUUCUUAUAGAGCAACAUAAGUCUGGCUUCGAGAGACCAGGCGAUCUGGAGUUUGAGGACUACAGUCAGGGCAUCAACCGGGCCUCCUCGGAGAGCAGCCUUAGCACUCCUAAAGGUCCCCUAGAGCUGUUGGGCAAGAACAGGAAUAAAACCUUCCGGUUGUUUAAUAAGAAGAGCAAGCUUCCCUCGUCCUCGCUCAGUCCUUUCUCCACACCCCCCACCCCCUCGCCCGCUAACGGACCCCCUUCCCCAAAGUUUGGCCGGGACCCCCUGUCGUACUGUUUGAAGGAAAUCAAUAAGACAGUCAAACCCCGAAUCUCGUCCUUCCGGACCCUCAAGAAAACGUUUGCUCCAGAGAAGCUUAAAAUGCCCGUGGACACGGAGGGUUUCACCCAUCUUCCUCCUGAGCAGCGCCGGAAACGCUUGCAGCAGAAGAUCGAUGACAUCAGCAAGGAGCUGCAGAAGGAAAUGGAUCAGAGUGAGGCUCUGGGUAAGAUGAAAGACGUAUAUGAAAAAAACCCUCAGAUGGGAGAUCCCGCCAGUUUGGCGCCUCAGAUCACUCAGACGGCACAAAACAUGGAAAGACUGCGAGGAGAUCUCAACAAAUAUGAGUCCUGGCUUGCAGAAGCAGGGGGCCGGGGUGACUCGAUACGAUACUCCACGCACUCUCUGAACAAUAAUGGUGCUCACAACCCCAGCAGUCCUGGAGUUUUCUCAGAUGACACGGACCCCUCCCAUGCCAUCUACACCGAGUUUGACGACGACUUUGAGGAAGAGGAACUCGCCGCACCUAUUGGUCAAUGCACAGCGCUCUAUAAUUUCCCAGGCUCCAGCGAAGGCACCAUAUCCAUGCAGGAAGGAGAGGUGCUGUCUGUAGUGGAGGAGGAUAAGGGCGAUGGGUGGACGCGGGUGCGCCGGAACAACGGGGACGAGGGCUACAUCCCAACAACUUAUGCUACCAUCACGCUUAACAAAUGACCACGUUCCCCUUCAACCCGCUGCAGCAGAGAUGCACUAUAACAAACACUAUGAGUAGCUUCAGAUUAACACUCAUUAUGUCCCAACACGGCUUGCUGCUCACCGCACAAUGGGCUAAUACACUCCUCCUCUAAGGAUGAAUGAGUAUCUCAGGGUGUGUACUAUGUGAGUGAAUGAGGUAGAGGAGCUUGGAAUCAUCUUUUCUCCUUGUUUUGCAUGGAAAACAAUGCAGGAGGGGUGCUAUUGCUCAGCAGACACAUCAGUUCCUGUGGCGACUCUUGUCUGAUGAUGACUGACUAAAAGCAGAGCUGAGAUAUGUUGUCUGGCCAUGAUCCACUCAACUCGCCCUCCACGAAGAUCUUCCGUCUGCACCUGGAUGGUGUGAUUUGGCAACUGGAACGAAAAGCAUAACUAUCUCUGCAGGCAGAAGUCCAGCUCAAAUGCAACGUUUUUAACUUGAAGUAUUUGCUUUAAACAUCUGAGUGGCCAAAAAUGAUAUUUUACAGCAGUGAGUGUUGCAAAUGCUUCAGCAAGUGUGCAGUGACAUUAAUGCCACAUGUAUAAGUCGAUAAGACCUAACAUUUGUGUGUGUGUAGAAAACACUGAGCGCCCAAGUAAUAUUAAGUAGCUCCUUUAUUGUUUCUCCAUAAGACUGUUGCACAAACAGUUGAUUAUGACAAUCAAAGUCUCAUAAUCUGCCACCGUUCUCAAAUCUACAAAUAUGUAGUACAAUCAAUAGUUUGUUGCAAUAAAAUAAUAUAAUUUAUUGAGUAUAUAAAUAAGUGUUUGUAUCUUAAAUAAACAGUAAAUCACAUUUAUAUAAGAGCUAACUGCACACAUUUGCUAUUUCAGAUGCACAGUGUACUAGCAACUAAGAAAAAAUAUUCUAGGCAACAAAAGCAAAUGUAGGAUUUUCAUAUAUAUAUUUAUAUAUAUAUAUAUGAAAUAAUAUAUUUUAGGCAUCACAACACCACUGUUGUCUUAUUCGUUUUUUUUAUUCUUGAUGAAUAAAGAUUGUAUUGUUAAGAAUAUAGUUCUAAAUUCAAGGGUUAAAGUCUCUUUUCAAUAUUUGUUUUGUUUGUCUUUGAUUGAAUCCAAGGCAGAACUGUUAAGUGUUUGUUUAAGUCAAGGUGCCUUCAACUUUGUGUGUGUACCAUACUCAAAAUAUACUUAUUUUAUUGUCUUUAUAAAUGUCAAGCACAUUUACAAAUUGA
Molecule: messenger RNA, 3241 nt
Organism: Pimephales promelas (fathead minnow)
Lineage: Eukaryota; Metazoa; Chordata; Actinopteri; Cypriniformes; Leuciscidae
Gene: trip10a
Product: thyroid hormone receptor interactor 10a
Biological process (GO): signal transduction
Molecular function (GO): protein binding
Source: RefSeq, a predicted model, not a curated record